AUGUUUCUGUUGUUGCAGCUCUCGGGAUUUGACAGGGCACCCAUAUUUCGACGUAAGUCUGAAACGAAACACAUUUCAUGUGGAAGAGUACUUGCUGGAGACGAGAUGUAUAUUAAGAAUAUCACUCUCAAGCGUAUAAAGCUACAAAAUCGCGAGCUAAAUAUGUCCUGCAGUGAAAUCAAAGCCCGUAUACUACCUCCCAAAGGUCUGAAGAACUUGAUGUUUGGCGUCGCUUAUGCUCGUAUUGUUUACGAGGUACUUGUCUUUUUCUAUUCGAAAAACAUUUGGUAUGUAAUACGAAACUCUGAGCGACGAAAACAAGUUCGAACGUCCAGUGAGAAAGAGUAUGCAGAGAUUAUUCAUUAUAAUUUUGAGAUCUCAAAGGCAGACACGACAGGCGAAUGUUCAGAAAUCAUACCGGUUUCUGUGCCUACGACAAUGCUUGGCGCAGUGUUACUGUUGGAAAUUACAUUCUGCUUUCUCGCGAACUGAAA
Cylicostephanus goldi is the source of this 494-nucleotide messenger RNA. The record is from the annotation of a GenBank genome assembly. Lineage: Eukaryota; Metazoa; Nematoda; Chromadorea; Rhabditida; Strongylidae.